AUGUCAGGAUUCCUGCUGUUGAUCGCGGCUGUUGUCGCCUGGACGGCCUCGGCACAAGGUGAACAGGUGUACCUGGCCACCCAUGACACUUGGGCCUUUUAUAAGGUUCGCGCGUUCGGAACCAUGACCGGAACCAACGCAAAAACCACCUGCACGUCGGUGGGGAUGAGAUAUCCGUGCUAUCAGUCAGGUAGUGGUCCGUGUACCACCCACUGGACCUCAGACUGCAUCACGUUUGACGGUGCGGGUAUCGACGUCAACUGCCGUACCCAAUGGAUCCUCUCUGGCAAACUUUGUGGUGAUACUGACCCUCGGUACUGCCAGCCCCUUGAUGACACCUUUGUGUAUCGCCCUAACUGGGUUAAUGGCGACGCCUGGGGAGUGGACUACGACACUCACAGCUACGGCACAGAUUCAGCGAAUGGAGCGCACUACAACAACAAGUACGCCCUGUGUGCAGACGUCGAUGACUGUGCGUCCUCCCCAUGUGCAAAUGGUACCUGUACUGACGGCGUGGCGAGUUACACCUGUAGCUGUGAGAACGGUUGGACAGGGAACAACUGUGAUCAAAUCGACGACUGUGCGUCCUCCCCAUGUGCACACGGAACCUGUACUGACGGCGAUGCGAGUUACACCUGUAGCUGUGAGAACGGCUGGACAGGGAACAACUGCGAUCAAGACAUUGACGAGUGCGCGAGCAAUCCUUGCUGGCUGGGAGGAACAUGCCUGGAUCACGUGAACGGCUACCGCUGUGUUUGCCCUAAAGAUGCCACCGGAAAGAACUGUGAAACUGCAUUCUUUGCCGGGGAUUGCUAUCAGUUCUCGACCUCAGCUGUCACCCAUCGAGACGCCACCCAGGCCUGCAGUGCCAGCAGCGGCCGCAUGGUGGACCUGAGAGACCCGCAGCAGCAACAGUUCCUGGCGAACAUCAUCGCGAACACCACCGGCGUCUCCAACUGGCUGGCCAUGAAAACCGCUCCGCUACCUGUCUUCUACAGUGAUGGCUCUCCUGUUUUAGCCCCCCUGCAGUGGUCAGUAGACGAAGUCUCGUCCCCGUUGGACCUGUGUGUUUUCAUGGACAGCUCCGACAACUACAAGGCGAACAAAGCGUUCUGCACGGAGCAGCACAACUACGUCUGCAUGUCCGCGCUUAAACCGUGUGAGCCUAACGUGUGCCAAAACGGUGGAAACUGCACCUCCUGCUUCGGAGAGUCUAUCAUCUUCUGUAACUGUCUGAACGGGUUCGAGGGACUCCUCUGUGAAACCGACACUGACGAGUGCGCGUCCAACCCUUGUCAGCAAGGCGGAACCUGCCAGGAUCAAGUCAACUCUUACAGCUGCCGAUGCCCAACCGGGUACGACGGAGACAACUGUCAAAAUGAAAUAGACUGGUGUUCUAUGGUGACCUGUCCUUUCGACUGGACCUGUCAGAAUCUGGUCACCCACUUCAGCUGUCUGGCCCCGACCGUCCGCAAGUUGCAGCCCUACAAGUGCAGCAGCGCCUCCUGUCCUGCUGACAUGUACUGCAAGGAGGAGGGCGAUGCCUCGUUCUCGUGCUGGGCUAAAUAACCCGCUGACGUCACACUUUUGUCUCCA
Molecule: messenger RNA, 1596 nt
Organism: Branchiostoma belcheri (Belcher's lancelet)
Lineage: Eukaryota; Metazoa; Chordata; Leptocardii; Amphioxiformes; Branchiostomatidae
Product: neurogenic locus notch homolog protein 1-like
Exons: 11
Coding region: 1-1569 (522 amino acids)
Biological process (GO): Notch signaling pathway
Molecular function (GO): calcium ion binding; Notch binding
Source: RefSeq, a predicted model, not a curated record